This is a messenger RNA of Canariomyces notabilis, 2274 nucleotides long. RefSeq lists its product as uncharacterized. The coding region runs from base 341 to 2164 and encodes 607 amino acids. The record is from RefSeq and is a predicted model, not a curated record. The transcript has 2 exons. Gene Ontology annotation, molecular function: hydrolase activity, acting on carbon-nitrogen (but not peptide) bonds. NCBI's taxonomy places the organism in Eukaryota, Fungi, Ascomycota, Sordariomycetes, Sordariales, Chaetomiaceae.
UACCUGCCUUAUGCUGACCUAUGCUGAAGUGUUAGUCUUGGGACAAAGGUCACACCUUACAUGUAGCUUAUGUGACACUCCCGGCUCUUGGUUUGCCUUCCGUAAUCCCUAUCCCAAUGGGAUGUACUCGUAUUUUGCAUGUGACCUUCCUGUUGAGACUGAGAGAGAGCUCUCUGAUACCUUGUAACGAGGGGAAUUCUGUUGUCAGGAUGCCAACCUUAAUCAUAUCUAUAUAUAUGAGAGGAGACCUUUAGUCCUGGCAUCAGGUUCAAAACUUACUGCUACCCCGAAACAUUGGAAAGAGUACCUAGAUCUCUCAUGACUGCUUAAAAAGCCGGCAAUGUCACCAAUGACUUGGGCCGUCUGGGGCGUGGAUUUUUGCGGGCUCUUUGCGUACUUUCUCGUCUCCUUUACCCUUUUCUCGCAGGCAUGGGGAGCUACUGGCAACAAUGAAACCGAUAUACCCACCAUAGCUUCCCAGGAUGGCAUAUACACCAACGCUCUACCAGCCGAAGGUCAAUUCCCCGUGACAUACGGCGACGGCACCCUCCGCGGAUCGCUAAUCCUGCACAACGGCCGCAUCCACACCAUGGACGCCCAGAACCGCAUGGUGAGCAUACUGGGCAUCAAGGACGGCUGGAUUGUGUAUGCGGGGGACAGCAUGGCCGAGGCCGAGCACAAGACAUUCUCCGGAGGAUCUGGCCCAGCUGGCCCCGGCAGAAAGAUUAACCUCAAGCAGCGUAUCACCGUCCCCGGACUCAUCGACUGCCACACCCACAUUGUCCUGCUCGGCAACCGGCCGGGGUACCAUACACCCCUGGAGGAUGCAUUCACCAUCGGCGAGGUCCUCGACACAUACCGACAGCGGUUGUCCAGCGGUGGAGUACCCCCCGGCGCAUUCAUCACGACCAUUGGCGGGUUUUCGCCCAUUCAGUUCGAGGAGGGGCGGUUGCCUACUCUGGCGGAGCUUGACAGUGCAGUACCUGACCAUCCCGUGUUUAUUUCGACGGGCUUUGCCGGUCCGGCAACCGCAAACUCCCUCGGCAAGGCCUUCUUUGAGGCGCUGCCGGGAAACAUGGCCGUGGCGGUGGCGGCCAACGGGUCCAUCGUGGCGGGGAUGGAGAACGGUAAAGCGUUACUCGCGCUAAGGCAACGGCUUAGCUUUGAUGAUAGGGUAAGGAGUGCUGCGGAUGCCAUGGCGUAUGCUGCAUCUGUCGGGGUCACGACGCUUCUUGACCAAGGCGCCUUCGCCGCCUCCCACACCCCGGCCGACGGCUCCGGCAGCGAGGACCUCUUCACCAUGCACCUGCCCUUCCUCUCCCUCUACAACUCCAACCGCGGCACCGUCCGGCUGCGCAUCAACUACCUCCACGACGACAGCAACACCACCCUGCCAGGCGUCACCGCCCGCCUGCAGCACAGCUACCCCUUCUUUGGCAACGCCAUGGUGCGAACAGGCGGCAUCGGGGAGUUUGCCGUGUCCCUUGACGCUUACGCCGGCGGAGAAGUGUUUGAGGCUGCCGCAGCACGGAUCGCGGCUGCGGGGUGGAGGCUCGAGGUGCACUCCCUCACGGCGGAGGAUUUCAAAACCCAGAUUGAGGGUUUUGAGCGGGUUGACGCGAAGGUCGAGGGCGGGAUUAAGGGCCUGCGGUGGGUGGUUGCGCAUGUGCCGAGGAUUACGCAGGAGUAUCUCGCGAGGUUGAAGGCGUUGGGCGGCGGGGUGAAUGUAUCUGGAUGGAUGUACCUGUCCGGAGCGGGUACGGGGAAUGAGAGUAACCCGGCCGGACCGCCGUUCAAGACCAUUGUGGAGAGUGGCAUCCCGGCGGGGUUCGGGCCGGACGGGGCGAAUAUUGCGCCGCUCAGUCCCUGGCCGCAUGCGUACUAUGCUGUGACGGGGAGGAAUGCACGCGGGGUGGUUAUCAAUCCUGGACAAGGGAUUGCGAGGCAGAAGGUGUUGGAGAUGUUUACUAGGGAUAAUACGUGGUUCUUGGGGGGACCGGAUGAGAAGGUGCUUGGGGUUUUGGAAGUGGGGAGACUGGGGGAUGUUGCGGUUUUGAGUGAUGAUUUCUUUGCUGUCGAAGAGGAACAGUUGAAGAGGUUGCGCAGUGUUUUGACGGUGGUUGGCGGAGUUGUGGUGCAUGAUUCAGGGGAACUUCGAGAUUGAUGGCCUGGACGUUGCUCCUAGCAACGGCGAUGCCCCUGAAUUAAGAGACCCCAGGAGCAAAGCUACAGUUGCAUCCUUAGGCUACGCAACGUAAGCGCUAUAAAUAACUC